This is a messenger RNA of Linum tenue, 1365 nucleotides long. The record is from the annotation of a GenBank genome assembly. Lineage: Eukaryota; Viridiplantae; Streptophyta; Magnoliopsida; Malpighiales; Linaceae.
AUGAGAGCUCUACAUCUACUCAUCACUCUCUUAAUCCUAUUCCUUUCCACACCAUCCGACGCCCUCCGAAUCACCACUCGCCUCAUCCACCGCGACUCGCGGUUCUCUCCGCUCUACGACGCCGCCGCGACCGCCGCCGACCGAGCAGAGAGAUCGGUGCGAGCUUCCCUCGCCCGCCUCCAGCUGGCGUCGUCCCUGUCAUCAACGACGUCGGAUGACGAUCAGGGCGCGGCAGCUGGGAAUAAUGACAAUAUUGAGGCCCCACUGGUUCUGGCCGUCAACCAGAACUUGUUCUACGUCAACUUCUCGAUCGGCGAGCCGCCCGUGCCGCAGCUUGCCGUCAUGGACACCGGCAGCAGCUUCUCGUGGGUGAAGUGCCUGCCUUGCAAUCUCUGCUCCUCGCCGUCGCCGGGAUCUGGGGCCACGUUCUUUGAUCCGUUGCAGUCCAGGACUUACACGCCACGGUCGUGUACCAAAGAGUGCAGGAGGUGCACUACAGGAACGGGACCCAGUUACUGCAUGUACGCAAUAGACUACCUCAGCGGCCAUUCCUCCUCCGGAGUCUACUCCACCGACCAGCUGACCUUCCGCACCUCCGACGACGGCGUCACCACCGUCCCCGACGUCCAGUUCGGCUGCUGCCACAACCUGACCGGAAUCAAGAAGCCCGACCAGCACGCCACCGGAAUCCUAGCACUGAGCGGGAAACGAAGCCUGCCGUUUGGAGAGACGCCUCUGGUCGUCAGACUGGGUUCAGUAUUCUCAUACUGCAUCGGCAGCAUCUUCGACCGCUCUUACCUUUACAACCGCCUGUCCAUCGGCGCCGGCGAUGCGGACUUGGCCGGCGACUCGACGCCCUUCAUCACCGACCACAUCGGCCACUACUUUCUCCAACUUCAGAACAUCAGCUUGGGAGGCCAGGUACUCGAUAUACCGAGCCAAGUGUUCACCAAGAUCUCAAACCAACAAGGAAUCACUCUGGACAGCGGAUCGGAGCUGAGUUUCCUCUACACCGACGCCUUCGACGUGGUGAAGUCGGAGGUGCAGAAGCUGGCCUCCUCGGUGCUCACCGAAGUUCCCGGCGGCAAGGGAGCGUACGAGCUCUGUUACAGAGGCUCCGUGAACGUAGAAGCGCAAGGGUUCCCGGUGCUGGGGCUUCACUUCGCCGACGACGCGGAUCUGGUGGUGGAUAAUACGGGGAUGUUCUAUCAGGUGGAGGAGGAUGUGUUCUGCUUGGCGGUUCUUAGGUCGAACAGUGUUAGUAUCGUUGGGGUGAUGGCGCAGCAGGGUUACAAUGUUGGGUACGACUUGAAGGCGUCUAGGGUUUAUUUUCAGGACAUUGAUUGCCAGCUUUUGGAAGGGUAG